AUGAAUAAAUUUAUUUUAAUAAUAAUUUUCUUUUUCACCUCAUUUGACACUAAAAUAGUAGCUUUUACCCCAAAAGCUCGUCAUUCACAUGCGUCAAUUGUUGUAGACGGGAAGGUUUAUUACUUUGGCGGAAUCACACCUACUACUGAAGGAUCACAAAUCUUGAGCAAUGAAAUGUUUUAUUUCGAUAUUACAAAAGAAGUUGACACAUCAUCCAUUCUAUGGGUGGAUCAAACCGCUACUAGUCCAAUGUCGGUUCAAACCGAAGGCGCAACAACGGUUGUCGGUAGUAAUGACAACAAUACAAUUUUUAUGGUCGGAGGCACGAUGUUUCAUCCCAAAACAAAUACUUUAGAAAUGAAUGCAUUGGUAUAUGCAUUUAAUAUUAAUAAUCAAAUAUGGAGUAAAGUGGAAGUUUUAGGAGCAACACCUCCGGGAAGGAAACAAGCUAAAGGAGUUAUUGAUCCCAAUGGGAAAAUUUAUUUAUUCUGUGGUAUCAAUGCCAAUUAUGUGUCAGGUGGUGUCAUUGGAUAUCUUGGCGGAAUGGAAAUUUUUGAUACUAAAAGUUUAUCAUGGUCAACUGUGACCUCUGAUAACACUGAAUGGAGAGGUCAAUAUUCUGCUACCAUUCUUGAAAAUGGAAACAUAAUUUAUCUAGGAGGACUUACUAUGUUAAAUGCGGAUGUUGAUAUAAGCAAAGCAUAUAUUUAUAAUACUAACACGGGCAUUUGGUCGACAGAGGGAAUAAAAGGAGACGCUACUAUAACGAUAGAUAAUAGAUAUGGACAUUCCGCAGUUCUUUAUAAGGGAAAGAUAAUUAUAUAUGGUGGAGCAAAGGGUUUAAAUCAAGUAACACCUAAUCCAAGUCUAGUUUUCCUGAAAGUGGAUGGCGAGCAAUAUGUUUGGGAAACUCCUCAAACUUUAACAAUUGAUAAUCCACCACUACCGGUUUCGCAUCAUUCUGCCGAAAUAGUUGGAGAUUUUAUGAUUGUUGCAUUUGGAAACGUUACAAAUAAUUUAACAUUACCAACUAGUGCAAACGAUAAAGUAUUUUUAUUUAAUCUAAACACUUAUAGUUGGGUUUCUCAUUUUAAUCCACCACCUCCACCUUCACAAACUGAUACGGAUGGUAAGAAUUCUUCAACGGAUGCCGGGGGUAAUCCCAUUUUAACUGAUGGAAGUAAUGGAUACCUAACACCAUCAAAGACUUUUCACGUGUUGUAA
Messenger RNA from Funneliformis geosporum, 1224 nucleotides. Lineage: Eukaryota; Fungi; Glomeromycota; Glomeromycetes; Glomerales; Glomeraceae. The record is from the annotation of a GenBank genome assembly.